CUCAUCAAAUGCCAGCCAUUACACAUGAACAUAUAUAUACGUACGUACAGAAAUAUGUAUAAAACAACAAACAGAAACAGAUAAUCCAUCACGGACUCGCAUAAGCAAUUUUUUUUUUACUGAUUUGUGUGGGAAUUUACCUUCUCUGCAGUGGCAAAAACAAAAUCAGAAUUUAAAGCUGUUUUUCAUCUUCUUCUUCUUCAUCAAAAAUUUAACUAUCACGGGUCACUAACUACAAAACAGCCUCUGCUGUGCUUUUCACAAUUAUAUAACUUUCUAAACAUGCCCAUAUUCAGACAUACCCUUUUCCUUCAUUUUUAACAGGAACAACAAGGGUAUACAUAUAUAUAUAUAUAUGUAUAUUAGUAUUCACUAUUCAGUAUCGCCCCCUCAAAUGGCUCCUUUCAACCUCUCUGUUUUCCUCUCUUUCUUGGUUCUCUUCCAGUUUUGGAUCCGUGUUGUGGGGCAAUCAUCUCCUGUUUUUGCCUGCGAUGUGGAUAGCAAUCCCGAGCUGGGGAGUUAUGGGUUCUGCAACAGGACUUUGGAGGUUGAAUCCAGGGUGGUUGACUUGGUCAAGAGGCUGACAUUGCAAGAGAAAAUUGGAUUUUUGGUGAACUCAGCAGGGAGUGUGAGUAGACUUGGGAUUCCAAAGUAUGAGUGGUGGUCUGAGGCCUUACAUGGAGUCUCUUAUGUUGGACCAGGAACCCAUUUCUCCAAUGUCGUACCAGGAGCUACCAGUUUUCCUCAGGUCAUUCUUACUGCUGCUUCCUUUAAUGCCUCACUCUUCCAAGCCAUUGGCAAGGUAGUGUCAACUGAAGCUAGAGCAAUGUACAACGUCAGAUUAGCAGGAUUGACAUUUUGGUCUCCUAACAUUAACAUAUUUAGGGACCCAAGAUGGGGAAGAGGUCAGGAAACUCCAGGAGAAGACCCUUUACUCUCCAGCAAAUAUGCAUCUGGUUAUGUUAGAGGUUUACAACAGAGUGAUGAUGGUAACCCAAAUCGCCUCAAGGUUGCUGCUUGCUGUAAACAUUAUACAGCAUAUGAUUUGGAUAAUUGGAAAGGAGUAGAUCGUUAUCAUUUCAAUGCUGUGGUAACAAAGCAAGAUAUGGAUGAUACGUUUCAACCACCAUUCAAGAGCUGUGUAAUUGAUGGAAAUGUAGCUAGUGUGAUGUGUUCAUACAAUAAAGUUAAUGGCAAGCCAACUUGUGCUGAUCCAGACUUACUCGAAGGUGUUAUUCGAGGUCAAUGGAAGUUAAACGGCUAUAUUGUUUCCGAUUGUGAUUCAGUAGACGUAUUGUUCAAUUCACAGCACUACACGAAAACACCGGAGGAAGCUGCUGCUGUCUCAAUUUUGGCAGGAUUAGAUCUCAACUGUGGAUCUUUCCUGGGCCAGCAUACUGGAGCGGCAGUAAAAGCAGGACUUUUAAAUGAGUCAGCCAUUGACAAGGCCAUCUCUAACAAUUUUGCUACUCUGAUGAGACUUGGCUUCUUUGAUGGGAAUCCAAGCAACCAAAUAUAUGGAAAACUUGGACCUAAGGAUGUAUGUACACCAGAGAACCAAGAACUGGCUCGUGAAGCUGCCAGACAAGGGAUUGUUCUGCUAAAAAACACAGCAGGCUCACUGCCUCUGUCUCCCUCUACCAUUAAAACUUUGGCGGUGAUUGGACCCAAUUCCAAUGUCACAAAAACCAUGAUUGGAAACUAUGAAGGGACACCAUGCAGAUACACAACACCUUUGCAGGGCUUAGCAGCUUCAGUUGCCACAACUUACCUGCCAGGCUGCUCUAAUGUGGCAUGUAGCAGUGCACAGGUGGAUGAAGCUAAGAAAAUAGCUGCCUCAGCAGAUGCUACUGUGCUUGUGAUGGGAGCUGAUCAAUCCAUAGAAGCAGAGAGUCGCGACAGAGUCGACCUUCUCCUUCCAGGACAGCAACCCCUUUUGAUAACAGAAGUUGCAAAAAUAGCCAAGGGACCUGUCAUACUGGUUAUAAUGUCUGGAGGGGGUAUGGACAUAACAUUUUCUAAGAAUGAUGAUAAAGUUACAAGCAUUCUUUGGGUUGGUUACCCUGGGGAAGCUGGUGGAGCUGCCAUAGCUGAUGUGAUCUUUGGAUACCACAAUCCAAGUGGAAGACUGCCAAUGACAUGGUACCCAGAAGCAUACGUUGACAAGGUACCAAUGACAAACAUGAAUAUGAGAGCAGACCAGUCUAAGGGAUACCCAGGCAGGACUUACAGGUUUUACACAGGAGAAACCGUGUAUGCAUUUGGAGAUGGACUGAGUUACUCCCAAUUCAAACACAAGCUAGUUAAAGCACCUAAGCUGGUGUCCAUCACUUUAGAGGAAGACCAUGUUUGUUACUCAUCAGAGUGCAAGUCAGUCGAUGCUCUCCAUCAAAGUUGCGAGAAUUUAGGCUUUGAUGUGCAUUUAAGAGUGAAAAACACGGGUAAAAUCAGCGGUAGCCACACUGUAUUCUUGUUCUCUUCGUCACCAUCAGUUCAUAAUGCACCCAGAAAACACUUGGUUGGUUUUGAGAAGGUGUCGUUGGCGGGGGAAGGAGAGACAUUGGUGAGGUUCAAGGUGGAUGUUUGCAAGGAUUUGAGUGUGGUGGGUGAGGAUGGAACCAGAAAAGUUGGUCUAGGACAACACCUUCUCCAUAUUGGAACCCUAAAACACUCCCUAACUGUCGGGAUUUGAAUUGAGUUUCUUUAAUUUUUCAAAGGCAUCUCAAGUGAAAAUUCAAGCAACCAAUAAGCCGAGGAAGUUGAAACAAUUUUCUCCAUUGUUUUGCUUUUUCACAUUGCUGAAAUGUAAAAUUUUUCACAUUGAUAACGCAUUCUCUUUCAACUUUAUUCAUGCGGAGAUGCCUUUAUUCCAUCCCUUUAUUUCA
Messenger RNA from Carica papaya (papaya), 2885 nucleotides. Its product is annotated as beta-xylosidase/alpha-L-arabinofuranosidase 2-like. The record is from RefSeq and is a predicted model, not a curated record. Gene Ontology annotation, cellular component: apoplast. Lineage: Eukaryota; Viridiplantae; Streptophyta; Magnoliopsida; Brassicales; Caricaceae. Gene Ontology annotation, molecular function: alpha-L-arabinofuranosidase activity; xylan 1,4-beta-xylosidase activity. Gene Ontology annotation, biological process: xylan catabolic process; arabinan catabolic process.